UUAAGGCAAUUGGGAUUUGGAAAUCAUCUCCAAUGAGCAAUAGGGACAAAUUUCAUUGAAGUAUGGACUUCAAGAUUUGCCAUGCCAAUAGGACGCCCUAUCUGGAUUCUCUGGAUUUUGUGGUGCAGUAGGGAAGAUUUCUUCUCUCUAGUCCACUGGUGUCGUACUCUGUGAUGCUUUAUUUGUAUUUGUUUUCCACAUCUUAUUAUUAGCUUAGAAUAUCUAAAACUUCCUUUUUGGCACUGUUUUACUGUUAUAUAUUUUACAAUUUUGUUCUUUUACCCUCUCUUGGAUAUGUCAACUGUGACUUGGGAGAGGCAUCAAGGCUGUUGGAUCAAAUUUGAUAAAGGGAACUUGUGGGUUUUAAAUUCUAUUGUUUCUGGAACUUUUGCAGAUCACGAUCAAGGUCUAGGUCUCCAUUGCCUGUGCGUAAUAAAAGCCCAAAAAGACGCAGUGCUAGCAGGAGUCCAAGUAGAAGCAGGAGCAGGAGCAAGAGUUUGUCCCGGUGAAUUUUGACUGUUAUCAAUCUUUACAGUUGAAGAAGUGGGUGAAGGUGAAUGACACAGAAGCUUUUCUAUUUGAAUUGACAUUUUCAUCGAGAGCACCUGCUUGGUUAAAGUUGUUUAUUCAACUCCUUUGAAUUAAACGUUAGAAUUUUUCCAUGUCAUUUAUUUGGAGAAUUUGAUGAUUGGACCUAGGUUUUUUUUAGUAAUAGAUUGUUGAAUAUCAAAUUCCCUGAAUCUAUUAUGAUUGUACUUUAACAUUAUGCAUGCAUGAAUGUUUGGCUUGGUCACUCUAUCUUCUGGGAACUUACUGCUCAGUUCCCACUUUAUUUUUAGGGCACCAAAGCUUUACUAUUUCAGGACCGGUUUAACGUGGAUUUCCCCCCUAUACCAAAACCAAACUCCGAAAUGGAGAAGGCGUUUAUGAUAUUUCAUUAUUUUCCUGGUUCAACAUAACCUUAAAACAAGUCGUUGGACACCCGAUUAGUUAGCAUUCGGUUCUGUUUGUUGUACACAAUGGUGCUUAACUGAGUUUGUCUAAGCUAAAUUGGUCGAGAGAUUCAUGAUUUCAUCAUGCGGUUAGUGUUGCCUUUGAAGUUAUCCUGGAAUCACUUGUGCUAUGUCCUUUGUGUUUUUGGUAGUGGUGUUUUUACUUGGAUAAGCACGUGGUUACGUGGUGGGCGUGGAGUUAAAGAAUAGGCAUAGACGAAUUUGAGGUGGUAGUUGAACGUGGGGGACAAGUUGAUUGUCGUAACGUCCCAAUAAACAUACAUGAUGUGAACUUGACGAGCUAUGUGGUGGCUCCUCCCUUGCGUGGUUGUAUUUUCAUGUCAUAUCAUGUGCUGUUUUCUUCAUCGAAAAGGGACCGAACCUCACUUCUCCUUUCCCUCACUUGUGGCCUAAAUUCGUUUUUGCGUCAUCCUUAUUCUUUGACUUGUUUCGCCAUCUUCACCGCACCCCUUGAGCUACAAUGAUUAAUUCCCAAGUGGCUGUACAAGAAGAUGAAAAAUGACAAUGAUCCUAAUUAAUUUAUGUUUUUGAAGAUAGAAUAAUGAGACACGUGAAUGAUUGGUGGGCGAAGAGAGGUAAAACAGUAGACCUGUUUAGUGUCCAAAAAAUAGAAUAGGAAUUGGGGGAGAAUUAAGAUAUAUUUAAAAAAAUAAAAAAAUGUAGUACUACCUAGUUAAUAAGGCAAAUUUAAGAAGAAACAUGAAAUGAGAAUGAUUCUAAUAAUUUAUGUAAUAUAGUAAUGAGAUACGUGAAUGAUUGGUUGGCGAGGAGAGAUGUAAAAGGAAAUGUAGUGUCCAAAAAGGCAAAAAUAGAAAAAGAAAUUGGGGGAGGGGAAUGCAUUAAAUAAAGCAUAAAAGUGUAACACCUACACGUACACAUUUGCCACAAAUCCAAUCCCAAUCCCAUUCCUUUGGAUACAGAAAAUGAGUUUGAAGGCGAAAAUGUUCGGAGCCUUGAGCGACGAUAUAAUCCUCAAGAUCUUCCACACUCUGGAAGAUGACCCUCGCCACUGGGCAACACUCGCUUGCGUAUGCACCAGAUUCUGCUCCCUCAUCCACACCUCCUGCUGCAAGUCCCUCUGCCACCGCACUAUCCCCUCCGAUCUCCUCCCCUCUUCCUCCACUUCCACCGCCGCAGAUUGGGCCUCUCUCCACAAGCUCUCCGUCUGCUGCCCCGGUCCCAUCCACGCCGGCCUCCUCCUCGAAACCUCCGACUUCGGCCUCCAACGCGAGCUCGGCCCAGACCUCCCCAUCACCCUCGCCACAGCACCCGCCGCCCCUCCCAUUCCCUCCAACGACGUUGUUUCCUCUGACUCCUACUGGUCCCUCUACGACGACCUUUACUUCGACACCGUUUACAAUCCCUCCGAGACCGAAACCGAAACCGAGUCCGCAUCCCAUCCUGUAGAGUCUCAGCAACCGCCGUUAUCGUCGGUGGUUGAGAAGAAGGAGUGCAACAAGAGGAGGAAAGUGUGCAGAUCAUCGCAUCUGGCUUCAGGGACUCGGAACCUGAGCAGAGAACAGGGGAGCAAGCUUCUUGCGAGACAGUUUCGGCAUGAUUGGCUGUACAUCUGUGAGUGGCCAGGGUGCGUCCACGUGGAAGAGAAGAGGAAUUACAGGUUGUUCAGAGGUGUGUUCAAGAACUUCAAGAGGAGCAGGGUGUGGAGGACCAUCAAUGAUGGAAAGAGGAAGAGGAUCGAUCUUGGUUGCGCCUUCUGUAACUGUCAUGAGACUUGGGAUCUGUUGUCUGCGUUUUGUUUGAGGAGGGGCUUUGGCUAUCACGAUGAUGGUCAGCCUGUUGUUCGAGCUUUUGUUUGUGAGAAUGGCCAUGUCUCUGGUGCUUGGACUGAUGUCCCCAUCUACACUUAACUUUACUCAAUUCACAAUUCAUCUUUCACUUCUUCAAUGGAUUAGAGUAGCAUUGUUUCCUAAUUCCUAUGCCCUUCAACUUACCCUUCGAAUCGAUAUAUUUUAGAGUUGUUCAGAUGCAUGGGACCCACUAGUCUUAUGUCAUAUUUCAGACGGAUUCAUAAUUAUGGUGCUUCUAAAUCUCUCUCUGUGAUCCUCUGUUCCCAACUUUGUUUCACAUAAUUCUGUCUUCGUUUUCCAUUUCAGAAGCGUAGUAGAUCAUGAUUCACGACCAGAUGAAAGGUAUAAUCAUCAUAGUUCCACUUUUUACAUUUUUUUUUUGGAUAAACAACGGGCCAAAAACACUCUAAGAAAAAACAGACGACACAGUAAUUACUCUAGAAAAUAUGAUUCUAAACGA
Molecule: messenger RNA, 3281 nt
Organism: Arachis stenosperma
Lineage: Eukaryota; Viridiplantae; Streptophyta; Magnoliopsida; Fabales; Fabaceae
Product: serine/arginine-rich-splicing factor SR34
Exons: 3
Coding region: 1937-2881 (314 amino acids)
Cellular component (GO): nucleus; ribonucleoprotein complex; cytoplasm
Molecular function (GO): protein binding; mRNA binding
Source: RefSeq, a predicted model, not a curated record